This is a messenger RNA of Lachancea thermotolerans CBS 6340, 3084 nucleotides long. RefSeq names its product 1-phosphatidylinositol 4-kinase (gene PIK1). The transcript has a single exon. Gene Ontology annotation, biological process: phosphatidylinositol phosphate biosynthetic process; phosphatidylinositol-mediated signaling. The record is from RefSeq and is a predicted model, not a curated record. Bases 1 to 3084 code for a protein of 1027 amino acids. Lineage: Eukaryota; Fungi; Ascomycota; Saccharomycetes; Saccharomycetales; Saccharomycetaceae. Gene Ontology annotation, molecular function: 1-phosphatidylinositol 4-kinase activity. Gene Ontology annotation, cellular component: cytoplasm; membrane.
AUGAGUGAAACAGCGCCCGACUCCGAUAGCAGCGAUCUGGCGCCAUCCACUUCGGCUCCCGGAAGCAACCAGUUGCUUCUGAAAUUUAUCAAUUCAGCCCACUUUACAUUGUACAACAACAUUGAGUACCUCACGCGAUACUCGCAGAAUAUCGGCAUCCAUUUCUACCUGUGUCAGAAACUACUGACAUUCCCGCAUAACGAACUUCAGUUUUACAUACCUCAAUUGGUACAAGUUCUUCUGACCGUCGAAACCGAAUCAAUCGCUCUAGAGGAGCUCCUACUAAAGCUCAGCGCUGAGAACCCUCAUUUUGCUUUGCUAACUUUCUGGCAAUUACAGGCACUGCUAGGAGACCUUUCUACAGACCCCUCAAGCUAUGCGUUCCAAGUCGCGCGUAGAGUCAUCAACAGCCUUCAAAAUGUUCUAUUUAACCCACACAAGGUGGCUGCGGAAAGUGAGAAAAUCCACGAAAAUGUUGCUCCUGCAUUAGUGCUGUGCUCCAUGGUCAUAGGGUCCUGUGCGCUCCCCGGACUUGGGGAAUUUGCGAAGCCCCUGGUACAGUCACAGGGCAAAAGGCAAAAAAGUUACGUUUUCAAGUUAGCAAAGAACGCUAUGAGAAAUUUAACCAAGAACUUGACUUUAAAAAACACUUUACUGAACCAGGGGCGGAGUUCAUCUAACGGCAGCCAUUCCAAAGAGUCUAAUGCGCUCGUUGAGUUGGUAGACGGAGUUACUACAAGAGAAGAUACGCUCUUCAAGAAGCCAAGAGAAAAACCCUUGACUUCCUUGAACUUUGAUAUGAUCGAUGAUGUUGGCGAAAAAAUGUUUCAAGAGCGGAUCUCAAACUCCAUUAAAAUGCCCAAGAGAAAAUCAAGAACAACGGACCAAUCAUACGUGCAUAGGAUAUAUCAGAGAUCUGCUCUCACAGGUGCAUCCGACUCUGUCUAUGAAGAUGAAUACACUAAUUCAAUGCCGGAUCUUCAUAAAGAAAUGACUAAUAAUCGGUCAACGAGCUCGCUAAACUCCCUCAAAUCUCAAAGUGGCAACGAGUCCGAAGUCGAUGACCGCUCCAUUAAAAAGGUCAAUUCGGAUCCAUUGGCCGACGACUAUCACGACGACACCAUACGGAUAGACACCAUGAGGAGAAGGUCACGGCAAGGGAAGGACUUGACGACCUUACAAUUGAGCCAGUUAUCAAUACCCAAAAAAAUUCGUAUACUGAAGUCGAAUUACUUCCGCUGCGAAACCCAAUUGGCUAUUGCGUUAGAGUCCAUUUCACAGCGAUUGGCUCAAGUUCCCUCUGAAGCACGUUUGAGCGCUCUUCGUGCAGAGCUACUGCUACUGAAUAGAGAUUUGCCCGCUGAGGUUGAUAUACCCACGCUGCUGCCUCCGAACAAGAAAGGAAAACUGCACAAGCUGGUAAAAAUUACUGCAAAUGAAGCUCAAGUGCUAAACUCAGCCGAAAAAGUGCCAUUUUUACUUUUGAUCGAGUACUUGAGAGAUGAAAUGGACUUCGAUCCAACUACAGAGGAAAACGAAAACGUUUUGAGAAGAAACCCAGGAGAAGAAAGCUUCAUAUUUGAUCUAGCAUCAAUCACCAAAGAUGCGAAUAGCCAUGCAGAAGAAAUUACUGCUGUAAACGAAGCUCGCAAUUCACGUUCUUCUCUAAGAGUAUCGUCAACAAACGAAGCAACGCAGGUUACUUCCGAAAAGGAGGUUGACCUGGGAGAUGUCUCAGUGGUGAAUCUAACAAACCACAACGAAGCCGAAACAUAUCGAAGGGAACUCAUGGUGCAAUCUGCUGCCAAAGUUCCCGUUAUUCCUAACGACUCCACAAAUAGGAACCCAGAAUUGCAGUUUUUGAAUAAUCUGGAGGAGAUUCGAUCGGAAUUGGAAGGUGUGGAGUUUGGAGGCCCAAGCGCGUCAUCAGCAGAAGAUCUCGCGACGCAGAUGCGCAUAUCAGCGGUAAUGCUAGCGCAGCUGGAUAAAUCGCCCCAGCAAUUGCACGGCUCCACCAAUCAAAUCCGAGCCAAGAUUAUCGCAUCGAUGCAGGAAGUUCAAGACAGAUUUGGGUUUCAAGAUCUAGAAGCGAUUCACGGCAUGGCAGGCCAGAGAAAAUUGGAAAAUGAUUUGAAAACUGGCGGUCUCCAGGGCACCAAAAAGGAUAUGUCUUAUCUUGGAGAAAACUGGAACGCAAAGAAGGAGAGAAUUAGAGCGACUUCUGAAUUCGGAGAAGCAGAAAACUGGGACUUGUGCUCAGUAAUUGCAAAGUCCGGGGACGACUUGCGACAGGAAGCCUUUGCAUGCCAAAUGAUUCAAGCUAUGGCUAAUAUAUGGGCUAAGGAAAAUGUCGGUGUUUGGGUAAAAAAGAUGAAAAUAUUAAUUACAAGUGCAAACACAGGGCUUGUCGAAACAAUUACUAAUGCCAUGUCUGUCCAUAGUAUAAAGAAGUCGCUCACCCAACAGAUGGUCGAAAACGGGGAACUCAACGAGAAAGGCCAGAUUGCAUCUCUAAAAGACCAUUUUGCUCGCGCCUACGGAGACCCAACGGAAUUCAAAUAUAGUAGAGCAAGGGACAACUUUGCAUUCAGUCUAGCUGCAUACUCCAUCAUCUGUUAUGUGUUGCAAGUCAAAGACCGGCACAAUGGUAACAUCAUGGUCGACAACGAGGGUCAUGUGGUUCACAUCGAUUUCGGCUUUAUGCUCUCCAACUCUCCAGGGUCGGUCGGUUUUGAGGCGGCACCCUUCAAGCUCACAUACGAGUAUGUGGACCUACUAGGGGGGUUGGAAGCCGAGCCCUACAAGAAGUUCGUACGGCUAACGAAAGACGGCUUCAAGGCCCUAAGAAAGUACGCGGAUCAGCUUGUCUCCAUGUGUGAAAUAAUGCAGAAGGAUAACAUGCAGCCUUGCUUUAACGCUGGCGAGCAGACCAGCGCACAGCUUAGACAAAGGUUUCAUCUUGAACUUACUGAACAAGAGUGCGACGAUUUUGUUGAAAAUGUGCUGGUUGGGAAAUCUCUGGGAAGCAUCUAUACGAGACUUUACGACCAGUUCCAAUUGAUAUCACAGGGCAUAUACUCAUGA